GAUUUGUAUUAUUUCAUCUUUGCUCCAACUCUUUGUUAUGAGUUAAACUUUCCUCGGUCAGCCCGAAUUAGGAAGCGCUUUUUGCUGAAGAGAAUUAUAGAAAUGCUUUUCCUGAUUCAGUUAAUACUAGGCCUUGUUCAACAGUGGAUGGUACCAACAAUUAACAAUUCUUUCAAACCUCUUAAGGAAAUGAAUUAUUCUUUGAUGUUGGAAAGACUGCUCAAACUUUCUGUUCCUAAUCAUUUUAUUUGGUUGAUCUUCUUCUACUGGUUCUUCCAUUCUUGUCUGAAUGCCAUUGCUGAAGUUUUGAGAUUUGCAGACAGAGAAUUUUAUCGGGAUUGGUGGAAUGCUGAAACUGUGCAAUAUUUCUGGCAGAAUUGGAAUAUUCCUGUUCAUCGCUGGGCUGUUCGUCACUUGUACAAACCUCUGAUAUCUGUGGGAUGUAGCAAAACCCAAGCUUCUGUAUGUGUUUUUUUUGUUUCUGCCUUUUUCCAUGAGUACUUAGUGAGUGUGCCAUUGAAAAUGCAUCGGAUCUGGGCAUUCUCUAGUAUGCUGGGUCAGUAUUGCAAUAAAGGUUCCAUUUGCUUUCUUUGUGUCUAGAUUUCUCAGCAAGAGUAAUGGAAACAUGGCUGUAUGGGUAUCCAUUAUCAUUGGUCAACCACUGUGUAUCCUCAUGUAUUAUCAUGAUUACUAUGUUCUUCAUUAUGGUGGUUCUCUCUAACAAACAGCAUCUUACUUAAAUCAGAAAUGCUGAUUUUUUUCUUAUUGGUCAUUGUAAGCCUAAAGAACCAGCUCAAGAAGUUGCCUUAUAAAAUCUUGUUGUUGAGUCGCUACAAGUGUAACUAAAAUAUGAUGCAAUACUAUUAAUUUUUAUGUUGUAAUAUAGAGAUCACAAAUAUUAUUUACCUUAUAUACCUGAAUAAAUUGUUAUAUAUUUGAAUAUUUGUUGAAGUUACAAAUGCAUUCAAAUAUUUUUUUAAUAAAUCCUUAAGUUCAAAAAAUAUAUUUGCAUAAAUCAAAAAAAUAUGGACAUUAAUUUUCAAAACUCAUUGCAGUGAGUUUCCAUCCAUAAAUUUACUGUCUACAUUGUUCCUAUUAUUUGCCUUAUGCAUACUAAAUAUUCUAUAGU
Molecule: messenger RNA, 1129 nt
Organism: Limulus polyphemus (Atlantic horseshoe crab)
Lineage: Eukaryota; Metazoa; Arthropoda; Merostomata; Xiphosura; Limulidae
Product: diacylglycerol O-acyltransferase 1-like
Exons: 8
Coding region: 103-600 (165 amino acids)
Biological process (GO): triglyceride biosynthetic process
Cellular component (GO): endoplasmic reticulum membrane
Molecular function (GO): diacylglycerol O-acyltransferase activity
Source: RefSeq, a predicted model, not a curated record